This is a messenger RNA of Histoplasma capsulatum G186AR, 1059 nucleotides long. RefSeq names its product reductase RED1. The record is from RefSeq and is a predicted model, not a curated record. Gene Ontology annotation, molecular function: oxidoreductase activity, acting on the CH-CH group of donors, NAD or NADP as acceptor. Bases 1 to 1059 code for a protein of 352 amino acids. Lineage: Eukaryota; Fungi; Ascomycota; Eurotiomycetes; Onygenales; Ajellomycetaceae. The transcript has a single exon.
AUGUCUCCCCAAAACAAAGCCCUCUUCUUCUCCAAAAUCCCCACCGGAUACCCCGUGCCGGGAGAGCACUUAACCAUUCAAAACGUCCCAAUUGAUCCCUCCACGCCAGCUCCAGAAAAUGGAAUCACUGUUCAAUCUCUCUACACCAGCUUCGACCCUUACAUGCGUGGUCGCAUGCGCGAUUCCACCAUCAAAUCAUACUCCCCGGCUUUUGACCUUGGAAAACCCAUAUACAGCCGCUCUGUUGCCAAAGUCCUGGCAUCCAACAACAGCAAGUACAAACCGGAUGAUCACGUCAUUGGCUUCCUGCCCGUACAGGAAUAUGUCUUCCUGCCACCGGAGGCCCUGGAAGCCAUCCAGCUGCUGGACAAUCCCUUAGGCCUCGAAGAUACCCGCGUCUUCUUAGGCCCGCUAGGAAUGCCCGGCCUGACCGCAUACUCAUCUUUAAUGGAAAUCGGCAAGCCGAUCAAGGGCGAGACGAUCUUCAUCUCCGCCGCGUCCGGGGCAGUGGGCCAGGUCGUGGGCCAGUUGGCGAAGCAUCUGGGUCUGAAGGUGAUUGGCAGCGUCGGUACGGAUGCCAAGUUGGAUUAUAUCCUGAAUGAGUUGGGAUUCGACGGCGGGUUCAACUACAAGAAGGAGAAGCCGCGUGAUGGACUGGCGCGCCUCGCACCGGACGGGAUCGAUAUUUACUACGAGAAUGUCGGCGGGGAGCACUUAGAGGCAGCCAUCGAUGCGAUGAGGGAUUUUGGUCGCAUUGUGGCCUGCGGAAUGAUUUCGCAGUAUAAUCUGAGGCCACAGGAGAGGUACGGGAUUAAGAAUAUAUUCAUGGUCAUUUCGAAGAGGAUUACCAUGCGUGGGUUUAUUGUUGGAGAUCAUGGAAUGGGAGAUAAGUGGGAAAAGCAGCAUAAGGAGACUGUCUCGCGGUGGAUUAAGGAAGGAUCAUUCAAACCCGCCAUUGCUGAAACGGUGGGGAUUGACAAUGCAGCGGAAGGCCUGGUGGGCAUCUUCCGUGGUGAGAACUUUGGGAAGGCCGUGUUGAAGUUCCAGAAGGUUUGUUGA